CUAACUCAGUCAGCGUUGGAUUUGGCAGUGAGCAGACAAGAAAACUUAAAACAAGUUCACAAAUAUGUCGCGAAAAAUAAAAUUGGAUUUAGAACUUGUACUCGAAACACUGCUUAAUGCUGUGCGAAGAAAAAAGAAAAGCCGUCCAGAAGUGCCGGUAGAAGACACGAUUGAGAGAACCUACGGUGACCGUACAGAAGGAAUUUUUGUCCGGAUGUAUGAGUUCAUUGUGGAAUUGGCGCUGCCUAUAUUGGAGCAACUGUUUGACUUCGUGGAGUACGCUAUUUUACAAGUGAUUGGUUUCGUGGAAAAUGCUGUGGAAGUUUUCUUAGGAGAAAUUAAAGCGCAACAAGCGGCACUAGAAGCCCUUGUGGAAUAUUUGACCAAGUACUUGGGAUUUGCCAUCACCUGUUAAUCAAAAUAGUGAUAAAUGGUUCAAUAAAUGUUGCAGUACUACA
Molecule: messenger RNA, 458 nt
Organism: Drosophila elegans
Lineage: Eukaryota; Metazoa; Arthropoda; Insecta; Diptera; Drosophilidae
Exons: 3
Coding region: 65-415 (116 amino acids)
Source: RefSeq, a predicted model, not a curated record